AUGAUCAGCAUUCUUUUUCGGCAUCUCGUUUGGCAUCGAAAUCGCGUCGUCAGCGCCAUCUCGAGUCGCCGCCCUGCGAGCCCAUCCACUGUUUUCCGAAGCCAUCAGACCCGCACUUACUGUUCGACUGUGGAGAUCGACCUGAAUGUGCACAAAUCAAACAGCACUUUCUACGCUGACCUCGACCUCAGUCGGCUUGAGCUUCUGAUGACCCUUUUCAAGGACGCCCUUACACCCCUCAGCCCACGGGCCACAUUGGCGUCUGAGCAUGCAUUCAGCCGUCGGAAUCGAAGGCGCCCAUUGAUUGCCGCUCUCGGAGGUGUGGCAUGUCUCUUUCGACGAGAAAUUAAGCCUUAUCAAAAGUAUGAAGUGGUGACACGGGUAUUGACGUGGGAUGAGAAAUGGCUCUACCUUGUGAGCUACUUUGUGAAGCCGGGUGGCGCCAAAGGAUCGCAAAUCGCCGAAGACAAGAUUUUCGCGUCUGCGAUUUCGCGAUACGUCUUCAAGAAAGGACGGCAGACUGUGACACCAGCGGAGGUGAUGCGUCACUCUGGACUUCUCAGCGAUCACACAUGGCCGAGUGAUGUUGACAUUACUGCACGUCAACGAGAUCACCCCGAUCUUCCUUGCCAAAUAUUUCCACACCACUCAACAACCCUCGAGGAAAUGGUGGAUUCCUGGACGUGGCUUGAUGUGGAAGCGGAGCGCCAGCGCGGCUUAUCUUUCGCUCGAAGUUUUAGCGGGUUUGAAGGCUUGCAAGGGCUAAGUGUCAAAAAUUCCUAG
Penicillium oxalicum is the source of this 783-nucleotide messenger RNA. Its product is annotated as thioesterase family protein. The transcript has a single exon. The coding region runs from base 1 to 783 and encodes 260 amino acids. Lineage: Eukaryota; Fungi; Ascomycota; Eurotiomycetes; Eurotiales; Aspergillaceae. The record is from RefSeq and is a predicted model, not a curated record.